GUGACAUAGUUCCUUUUGUUGCGCUCCCCUUUUACCGCACUUAAGCUCAUCAGAUAAAUACUCUUAAGUUGGAGUUUUUACAUUCAUUUCGGAAGGACUGCCUUCACAUAUUAACAAGACAGUUACAGUAUCUUUUCAGUAAAUCAUUAAUUUAGAGACAUUUUUUUGAGCAAUUGGGGUAAAAAGAGAGAGAGAGAGCAAAGAGAGUGUGAGAGAGAGAGAGAGAGAGAGAGAGAGAGGUAGAGAGAGAUAUAAGUGCCACUGAUUGUUAGGUUAUGUGUUAAAAAUGACGGUUUACACCUCAAGGCUCAUUGUACUUGCACUUUGUGUAUGUUCCUUCACUGUGGUAAAAGGUCAAGGCUGUGCAAAACAAGACAUAACGAAGAACUAUGCAAACUUUGACACAAGCGCUCUUGAGGACAAUUACGAAGUUGGGCAAUCUGUGAGGGUGACAUGCCACGACGGAUAUGUUGGAGUUUAUAGAUUUAAUUGCAAGGCGACUGGGUGGGAUGGACGUGGUCGACCCUGUCAACCCAAACCAUGUGGGCACCCCGGAGACACACCAAAUGGAGAUUUUGAACUUACCCAAGGGGAGGACUUUGUACUUGGUGCAAUGGUUAAGUACAAAUGUAGACAAGGGUACGUUAUGCAGAGUUUACUGGACUAUCGUGCUUGCCUGAGCCAAGGGUGGAGCAAUGCUGUUCCUAUCUGCGAAGUGGUCAGAUGUCCACCAGUAAAUACAGAAGAUAAUGUGAUUGCUAGCGGAAACACAGAGGAGGGAAGAUACCAAGACGUGAUUCACUUUGAGUGCAAGUCCGCUCGCGACAUGCUAGACGGCCCUCAGGAAAUUCAUUGUACUGAGGAUGGCAAAUGGAAUGACAGAUUCCCUAUUUGCAUAGAAAUAAAAUGCCUGCCCGUGGAAAUACAGAACGGGCGCAUUGUAAAUGAGAAGCCUGAAUAUAAGGAGGAUGAGCAGUUGAGAUUCGAGUGUAAUAAGGGAUUCCAGGCCAAACCUGGAAGAAAGCCCCAGUGCACAAGACACGGCUGGAGUAUAACGCCAGAAUGUGAAGAGAUUGUCUGUAGAGUCGAGUCUCGUCCAACCAAUGCUGUGAUAAAACCUGAGGGUCAAACUGUAUUCAGACCUGGACAGCGUGUGGAAAUAACAUGUAGUGAAGGGUACUGGCUGUUUUGGACCAAAGACACUUCACACAAAGUUUUGUGUAAAAGUGAUGGCCAAUGGGAGCGCUCGCUGAUUUGUGAAGAAAUAACUUGUGAAUAUCCAAGGGAUGAUCAUCUGUAUGAUUAUUGGUCCCGCUUCCCCCGGACUGGAAGACUAGGGCGAACUAGCGAUUACAGUUGUCAAUCAGGGUAUUAUAAAGCAGCAGAGAAGGCUAAAUGCACAGAGAAUGGCUGGCAACCCAAACCUCUGUGUCUUGCAAGUGUAUGUGAAGAACCAGAUCUUCCCCAUGCCAAUAUUAUAAGAAAAAGUGUUUCAAGACAGACACAUUACACACAUGGAGAAUGGAUUGAGUAUGAGUGUGAGACUGGAUAUGAGCCUAAAGGACGUAUUACCAUCCACUGUCUGCAAAGAGACGCAGGCUCAGCGCCUCAAUGGAGUGGGAUACGUCAGUGCCGGGGCAGUGCUGUGGUUAAGAGGUGUGAUGCACUAGAUGUGGAAAACGGAUUCGCAGUUGAGAAAAGGGAAAGUUCCUCUUCGGCCACUGCUCAUUAUGCAUGUGACCCUGGCCAUAAGCCAUUUACUGGGCCAUGGUGGGGGGAGUUAACCUGCACAGACGGGAAAUGGUCUGAAACUCCACUCUGUAUCCGAAACGAACAAUGUGGUGCCCUCCCAAAUGUUCCACAUCUACAGAAAAAUGCACCUGAGGCUGUGGAUCAAGGAGACACGCGAAGAAUUGAAUGUGAACCGGGUUACAAACCUGUCCCUGUAUCCGCACAGUGUCAAAAUGGGCACUGGUCAAAUGUAACAUGCGAACCUGAAGCUUGCGGUCCUCCGCCCCGUGUUGACAAUGCAGUCAUAGACUCUGACUAUCAGGAUCAUUAUCGUGAAAACGUUUGUCUGACUUAUAAAUGCCGAGCAGAGUUUAAAAUGGAAGGAGAAAGCAGAGUUUGCUGCCAGUCGGGACAAUGGUUAGACAUUCCAAAAUGCAUCUCCCAGUUUUGUUCAGAACCCGACAAAGAAAGGAAUAAUUCAAGACUGCUCCCAUCAAACAAGGAAAAGUACCGUAAUGGUGAAAAAGUGCAGUAUGAAUGCAAUGAUGGAUAUGUGCUUCUAAAUACUGGAGAAGCCACAUGUGAGAAUGGACAGUGGACAUAUCCACAGUGUGUUUGGAAUGGCUGUGAGGUGCAGACAGAACUGUGGCCACAUGUGGAUGUCGCGGAUGUCCAUUUCCAAGAAGACAAGAUCAAACAUGGCGGAACGAUGAGAUAUACGUGCAAAGAGCCAUACAAUUGGGAAUUUGGUACUUUGACAUGUAGGGAUGGACAGUGGGGCGCUCCUAAAUGCACAAGUCGCACAUGCCCAUAUCCCCCUUUUGUGGAAAAUGCAAAAAUGACAGUUGAGAAGAGUGACACAGAGGGAUUAAUCACAGAGGUUUCAUAUACUUGCACAGAACCCUAUGAGCUUAGCUCCGCCGCCACCAUUGCGUGCAAAGGUGGAAAAUGGGAAAGUCCUCCAAACUGUCAAAGUGACAAAGUCUGCCCUAAGCCCGUUCCAGAGGAAGACAAUGCCAGCGUGUCCACAAACUUCAUAAAGAGGAUAUAUAUGGAGGGGGAUGUGCUGCAGUACACCUGUGAAACUGGCUACGAAUCUGAGAGACCAAUCAGUUACUCUUGUAGAGGCGGAGAAUGGGUUAAAUCUGGGAGAGGGAAAUGUUCGCCGAGCAGACGAGACCAGUGUGGGCCACCACCAACAGUUGACUCAGCAGAAGUGAUAAGCACUGUGAAACACCAAUAUGAGGAGGGGAACAGAGUGGAAUAUCAAUGCCAGGCAAAAUAUACAAUUUCUCAAAAUCGCCACAUGACCUGUCAUCGUGGUCAAUGGACAGGAGAAGUCAAAUGCCUCAUGAGCGGACAAAGCCAGUGUGGGCCACCACCAACAGUUGACUCAGCAGAAGUGAUAAGCACUGUGAAAGACCAAUAUGAGGAGGGGAACACAGUGCAAUAUCAAUGCCAGGCAAAAUAUACAAUCUCUCUAAAUGACCACAAGACCUGUCGUCGUGGUCAAUGGACAGGAGAAGUCAAAUGCCUCAAACCCUGCACAGUCACAAAUGCAGAAAUGGAUAAGAACCAUAUAGAGUUCAAAUAUGGAGAGAAGAACAAAUUGUAUGCUCCACAUUUGGAUUACAUCACCUUUGAAUGCAAAAGGUGGAAACGGCCUCGUCCACAAAGUCCUGAUUUUAGACAGCAGUGCUUCGAUGGUUCCAUGACUUUGCCUCGCUGUGUCUAAUUCUUGCCACUCUGAAGGUUCUUGGCUGGAAAUAAAUGCUGAGUGUUGAGUAAACACAGUUUGUGUCCUAAUUCUUAAAAACUAAAGAUCAUCUGAUGAUGUUUUAGAUCAUUUUUUUCUCUAAAUUCUGUUCAUCAGUAUGUACUCAUCAUCUAACUUUAUCAAACGUUUAACACAAGAUUUUUUUUUAAAUGCAGAUAAUGGAUGUCAUUCAGUCUGUAUGAACUUAAGCCACUUGUCCUCUGAUUAACGCCGAGUUAAUUUUACAGUUACUGUUCACAUAGAUCAAAUGAAUAUAAAUGUUGUUUAGCUUUGUGUUUCUCUCCUGUGUAUUACUCAUGAGUGUCAGCUAAAAAUCUGACCGUUACUCAACCAAAUAUGAUGCUCUUCUGCUACAUAUUUGAAUAAAAUUCUUUUUUAGCACGUUA
Messenger RNA from Chanos chanos (milkfish), 3894 nucleotides. Its product is annotated as complement factor H. The record is from RefSeq and is a predicted model, not a curated record. Bases 287 to 3466 code for a protein of 1059 amino acids. The transcript is spliced from 20 exons. Lineage: Eukaryota; Metazoa; Chordata; Actinopteri; Gonorynchiformes; Chanidae.